Messenger RNA from Calliphora vicina (urban bluebottle blowfly), 2141 nucleotides. RefSeq names its product SET and MYND domain containing, class 4, member 3 (gene Smyd4-3). The record is from RefSeq and is a predicted model, not a curated record. The coding region runs from base 20 to 2002 and encodes 660 amino acids. Gene Ontology annotation, cellular component: cytoplasm; nucleus. Gene Ontology annotation, biological process: compound eye photoreceptor development. Gene Ontology annotation, molecular function: histone deacetylase binding. The transcript is spliced from 7 exons. NCBI's taxonomy places the organism in Eukaryota, Metazoa, Arthropoda, Insecta, Diptera, Calliphoridae.
UUAAAAUUAAAACAAAGAUAUGUCGUUUACCGAGACAACUGGUUUCUUUGCCGAUUACUAUUUGAAUUUAAAAAAUUCUAUUAACAAUUUCGAUGUGGAAGUUGAAAAAAUCAAAUUGUGCAAAAAUGAUCUAGAACGUGUAAAAUUUUUAGAGAAUUUCAAAGGUGUCCAAGAACAAGAUGAGAAACUGCCAAUACGCCGGGAAUUUGAGGGUAAAAAUUCCACCACAGCAGCUGAAUUUAAGGAAAGGGGCAAUUUAGCGUUCAAAUCAAAACAAUGGUUGGAGGCUAUGGUUUUAUAUACCAAAAGUUAUGUAGCUUUGCCAGAGGAUAAAGUUUUCGAAAAAGCUAUUAUAUUGGCAAAUCGCUCUGCUUCUCUGUAUCAUAUGGAAAAGUAUGAUGAGACUCUAAUUGAUAUUAAACGUUCUGUGGAUUAUGGCUAUCCCAAGGAUUUGUUGUACAAACUGUACGAUCGUCAGGCUAGAUGUUAUAUGGCUAAAAAGGAUUAUCCCAAUACCAUACACUGUUUCAAAAAAUUUAUUACCUCUAUGGACGAUGCUCCUACUUUACAAUCAGAUAAACGUUCUAAAAUGAUUAUGGACGCCAUGACCAUGAUUAAGAUGCUGGAAAGAGAUCCUCGUACAAAUAAGCAAAUUGAGUUGCAAAAGAAGAAAGGAAUUCCCGCUGAAAUUGUGCCCAGUUUGGCUAUACCCGAUGAAAAGGAGUUAUUAAGUUCUUCUAUACGUUUUGAUGAGAGCCGUCAAGAGGGUCGUUUCGCUCGUGCCGCUACCGAUAUCAAAGUAGGUGAAGAAAUUCUUAUAGAGAAGCCAUUUGUGUCGGUUCUUUUGGAGAAGUUUUCCAAAUCACAUUGCGAUCAUUGCUUUAUAAGAACUGCGAUUCCAGUGGCCUGUCCAAAGUGUGCUGAUGUUAUAUACUGCUCAGAAAAAUGUCAACAACGAGCAAUGGCCUCCUAUCACAAAUACGAAUGCGGUAUAUUGCCUACAAUCUGGCGUUCGGGAGCUUCGGUUAAUUGUCAUAUGGCUCUACGUAUAUUCGCUAAUAAGCCGGUGGAAGAGUUUUUACAAAUAGCCGAUAAAGUAGAUGCCAAGCUUUAUAUAGAACAAAUACAAAAACUACCGAAAGAUGACUAUAGAAGAGUUGCUCACUUGGUAAGGCACGAAGACACCAGAACGGCUUCGAAUUUCUUUCAACACACUUUAAUGGCCCGCUUCUUAACCAAAUGUUUGUUGAAAUCGAAUUACUUCGGUGACAAUGCCAAAACGGAAGAUAUAUUAAAGAUUGAGGCUUUGGCUUUAAGGAGUUUAGAAUUUUUGCAAUUCAAUACUCAUGAAGUGGCUGAACUGCACAAGUCCCAAAGGGAUGGCAGUGAAAAGACUCAGUUUAUUGGUGGUGCUUUAUAUCCCAAUUUGGCAUUAUUCAAUCACUCCUGUGAUCCAGGUGUUGUAAGAUAUUUCCGCGGCACAACUAUUCACAUAAAUACCGUUAGGCCCAUUGAGGCGGGUCUACAAAUAUCUGAAAAUUAUGGUCCCAUUUAUACGCAAGAGGACCGGAGUGAACGUCAAUCAAAGUUAUUGGAUUUAUAUAAAUUUGAAUGUUGCUGUGAUGCUUGUUUGGAGAAUUGGCCAACUUUUGAUAAAUUACCCACUGAUGUAAUACGUUUCCGCUGCGAUGCUCCCAAUAAUUGCACGGCUGUUGUUGAGGUCCCACCAUCUUGCAAUGACUUUAUGAUCAAGUGCCCCAAAUGUUUGGAGUGUACAAAUAUUUUGAAGGGCUUGAAAGUUAUGCAGGAUACUGAAAUGAUGACACGUACCGCCAAACGUCUCUACGAUACGGGUGACUAUUCCAAGGCUCUAUAUAAAUAUAUCGAUUUGAUCAAAAUCAUGUAUGAAGUUCUAGUACCACCCUUUCCCGAUUUCUGUCAAUGCCAACAAUACCUCAAAGAUUGUUUCUUACAUUUUGGUAAUUUCUAUAAUUUAGAUUAAAUUACGAUUCAAAAUUACAAUUAAAUAUAAUUGCGAAUUAUGUGUAACUAAUUUUACCCCUAAAUUGAGUGUUAAAUUUGAAAUUUUAAUCCAAUAAGGGAUUGCAAAAAAUGUUCAGCCAAUUUUUAUCGUCAAAAUA